AGUUGUCCAACCCGCGGACUCGAUCGUCAGGACGUCCCUUCUUCCCUGUGGCGAGCUGAGCUCGGUCGUCGGCGGCCCAUCUGGACUUCCUUCCCCCUGAUAUGACCGUUGCAGUCUCGUGGUCAUCGGGAGGCCUUUUUGAUGUAAAUUCGUUCCGAGCAACCCGAACACUUCUUCACCGACCGGGACGUUUGUGCUCGGAAUGGAUUUUCGCUCCACUUUGUCCGACUUCGAGGAUCCGGCUAACUCCCGAACAAGAAACGAGCGCGGUCGCUUCGACAGCUGUGCAUGUCCGACCACGGCCGAGCUCAGCAAAGCCGUGUCCGUGUCCCUGGGCUUGGACGCCUUGUCCUCGCCGCUUCACGGUGCCGUCGGCGCAUUCGCUGACUGCGACUCGGCUGUGGGUCAGAGUUCCCGGCCGGCGGCUCGAAACACGGACACGGACCCGAGAGCGGGCGAGUUCGGAGACGUGCGCCACGGAAUCCAGCAGGUGAGCUGCAUGGACCUGCUGGGCUCGGGCGAAGCUGACGGCGCCCCGGCUGCGAGCCGGGGCUCGGUGAUAUCCACGUUCGCGAGCAAGGAGACCAACUUGUUUGCAAACUCGCCCACGGAAGCGCCCUCCCAAAUGGACCGUCUCGUGGCACUCCAACCCUAUUCCACGUACUCUGGCGACCCGAACUUGUACCGAGACAUCCCGGGGAUGUUACGCGCGAAUGAGCGCUUGUACAGCGUGCCGGGUCGGGUUGAAUCAGGUGGACACCAUUUGGAGUGUAAAUAUUGUAACUGCGGGCAAGCCGGUGUCGGGCGCAUGCGGGAAUGCCGCUGCGUGUGGCAGACGAAAGAAGCCGUGAGAGCCGCUGCAACGAUGGCGCAAGGUUACGGCCAAGUGGAGCGUUACCAAAGUGAACAUUUGAACGGGCAACUCACUUAUCCACCAGUCAAGACCGAGCCCCCUGCGUGGAUGGACUGCACGGAGAGGGGCUUCAGGCCUGAAGACCUGUUUCCAGGUGUGUUCCUGUCAGACCGGCGGGUGUGUCAGGUGUGUGGGGAUGAUGCCUCAGGUUGCCACUAUGGAGCAGUCACCUGCGGCAGCUGCAAAGUAUUCUUCAAGAGGGCAGCUGCUGGUAAACAGAACCACCUGUGUGCCAGCCGGAAUGACUGCACUAUUGACAAGCUGAGGCGGAAAAACUGCGCCUCGUGUCGCUUAAAGCGGUGCUUCAUGUCAGGAAUGAGCCUCAAAGGUCGCCGGCUGAAGGGAGUCAGCCAGACGAGGAGCGGGGAAGAGGAGCAACCUCCAGCUGCCUGGGGGCAUGGAGGAGGAGGAGGAGGAGGAGGAGGAGGAAAGAGGCCAGGGAUGAGCGAUGUGAUCUUGGCGCACGAAAGUGCAGUCGCCAGAGCUGGAGCAUCCGACAGUCUGGUUGUAAGCAUCCCUCCGACUCUACGCACCUGCAUAUCCCUGCUCAAUGUGCUCCAGGCCAUUGAGCCUGCUAUCGUGAAUGCGGGGCAUGACCCUGCCGUCCCAGACAGUGCCGCCUCCCUGCUAACCAGCCUCAAUGAGCUCGGGGAGAGACAACUUGUCACAGUUGUCCGCUGGGCCAAGGCGAUUCCAGGCUUCCGCAAUUUACAUGUGGAUGAUCAGAUGACAGUUAUUCAGUUGUCCUGGAUGGGGGUGAUGGUGUUUGCUCUGGGUUGGAGGUCCUACACCCAAACCAACAGCUCCAUGCUCUACUUUGCUCCAGACCUUGUUUUCAAUGACCAGCGGAUGCAGGUAUCCAGUAUGUAUGAGCACUGUGUGCGAAUGAAGGUUCUGUCCCAACGGUUCUGCAUGCUGAAGGUCACUCAAGAGGAGUUCCUGUGCAUGAAGGCACUGGUCCUCUUCAGCAUCAUGCCAGUGGAGGGCCUGAAGAACCAGCGCUGCUUUGAUGAUCUGCGGAACUCCUACAUCAAGGAAUUGGACCGUUUGGCCAGCCACCGUGGGGAGACCACCCGGUCACAGCGGCUGUUUCAGCUCACGCAGCUGCUGGACUACCUCCAGUCGGUUGUGAGGAAGUUGCAUCAAUUCACUUAUGAGCUGUUCAUCGAAGCUCAGUCCUUGCAAACUCGUGUUAACUUCCCGGAGAUGAUCUCAGAGAUUGUCAGCGUCCAUGUGCCCAAGAUCCUCUCAGGCAUGGUCAAACCCAUCUUAUUCCAUAAUUCCACCUAGAGAGGAGCCUCUUUGAUUGUGCUAUAUGUCACUUGAGCUCUGACACACCCUCCUUUGAACAGCUGUGGUAAAAAUGUCAAGAGUUGAGAGCCUGCUGUAGCCCACUGGAUGGUGGUGGCGCACAAAGGUACCACAUCUGUAUAAAAACUGGGAAUUGAGCUCCUUCUUCCUGUCCAAUGUAAUGUACAUAGUCUGGUCUUCUUUGUGGCUGUUCUAUGUCAAGUGCAUCAAAUGCUUUUGUGGCCUACCAUAGCAACACAAUCAUUAAUUUUGAGAGGUACAUAAGUUGUCGUGAGUGAUACUGUUUGCAGAAUUAACUCAUCUGUGUACACUGCUUUAUCCACUAGCUUUUUUUCCCCCUCCCAUAUUGGAUGUUACUGUGUGCACCUUAUCUAAUUAAAAUUUAUGACUGACAUUUAUGGAUCAGCAAACAUGCUGAGAGGCUUAAAGCUUUUUAAAACAUGUCUGAAAGCAAUGUUUUGUCCAUGCAUUUGUACAAUUUUGAUGGUUAAGAAAAAACAUAAGAGGGCCACAAUGACUACUAGUUGACGAGGUAUAUUUUACAAUUGACUAGUUUUUGAAUGUAAUUAGACUUUACCUGUUGAAACUUUUCUACAAGUGUGCUUUCUUAAAGUGUUCCUUGCAAGUGCUUUUGUUGUGAAUCACCAUGUAUUCAUUGUAGCUUCUGAUUGUGAAGUAUAGGUGCUGCGGCAUAAAGAUCCAGUCAACAAUCUGUUCUUCUGUGACAACGUAAUAAAAACAGGAUCAUGAAA
Molecule: messenger RNA, 2976 nt
Organism: Phycodurus eques (leafy seadragon)
Lineage: Eukaryota; Metazoa; Chordata; Actinopteri; Syngnathiformes; Syngnathidae
Product: androgen receptor-like
Biological process (GO): regulation of DNA-templated transcription; male gonad development
Molecular function (GO): zinc ion binding; DNA-binding transcription factor activity; sequence-specific DNA binding
Source: RefSeq, a predicted model, not a curated record